CAAAGGAAGGGAUAUUCGGCUCAUUCAAUGGAAGAAAUCUAGGCGUAUAUAUAGAGGUUUACUAGGAAGAAGGGGGAGUGCGUAGGUUAAGAGGGAGUUUGGGUGUGAAGGAUAAGGAGAUGGGAGGUGGAGUGUUAGGUUGGGUGGUGGUGGUGUUGGUGGUGGUGAAUGCAGGGGUGUUGUGUAAUGGAGGGAUUACAAGCAGUUUUGUUAGGCAGGUUGAAAAAACAGUCGAUAUGCCGCUCGAUAGCGAUGUUUUCAAAGUGCCUUCUGGCUAUAAUGCGCCGCAACAGGUUCAUAUAACUCAAGGAGACCAUGUUGGGAAGGGAGUGAUCGUCUCUUGGGUCACUCAAGACGAGCCUGGUUCGAAUACGGUGCUUUAUGGGCCUGAAGAAGACAAGCAUAAGUUCAAGGCGGAAGGCAUCGUUACGUCCUACAAGUUCUACAACUAUACUUCGGGCUACAUUCAUCACUGCACCAUCAAGCACUUGAAGUUCAACACCUUGUACUACUAUGAAGUUGGAAUUGGAAACACAACACGGCAAUUUUGGUUUCGAACUCCUCCAAGAGUUGGUCCUGAUGUUCCAUAUACUUUCGGUCUUAUAGGGGAUCUUGGUCAGAGUUAUGAUUCAAAUAAGACACUAACUCAUUAUGAGGCAAACCCAAAUGGACAGACCGUGUUGUUUGUUGGUGACCUUUCUUAUGCAGACAAUUACCCGUUUCAUGACAAUGUCAGGUGGGAUACAUGGGGCAGGUUUGUCGAGAGAAGUGUUGCAUAUCAGCCCUGGAUAUGGACUGCUGGAAAUCAUGAGAUUGACUUUGCUCCUGAGCUUGGUGAAAGUGUGCCUUUUAAGCCAUAUCGGCACCGAUAUCAUGUACCUUAUAGAGCAUCCAAGAGUACCAGUCCAUUUUGGUACUCCAUCAAGCGAGCUUCAGCAUAUAUCAUUGUCUUGUCUUCAUAUUCAGCUUAUGGUAAAUACACCCCUCAGUACAAAUGGCUUGAAGCGGAGUUUCCCAAAGUGAACAGGAAUGAGACACCAUGGCUGAUUGUUCUUAUGCAUUCACCAUGGUAUAACAGCUACAACUACCAUUACAUGGAAGGCGAAACCAUGAGAGUAAUGUACGAGCCAUGGUUUGUGAAGUACAAAGUAGAUGUUGUAUUUGCUGGUCAUGUCCAUGCAUAUGAACGAUCUGAACGUGUAUCCAACAUUGCAUACAACAUAGUGAAUGGGGUGUGCUCUCCAAUAAAUGACCCAUCUGCUCCUGUGUACAUCACCAUUGGCGAUGGAGGAAAUCUUGAAGGGUUGGCUACCAACAUGACAGAGCCACAGCCGAUGUAUUCAGCUUUCAGGGAGGCCAGCUUUGGUCAUGCUAUUUUUGAUAUUAAGAAUCGUACCCAUGCAUACUAUAGUUGGCACCGCAAUCAAGAUGGAUAUGCAGUUUCUGCUGAUUACCUGUGGUUUUACAACAGAUACUGGAAUCCGAUGGAUGACUCCACUGCUGCAGAAUCAUGAUACUGGAGUCCCAAAUACUCUUCCAUCUCUCUCUCUGUCUCUCUCACACCCAUAAACAAAUCUCCUUUUCAAAGCAUAGAUUCCAAUAAAUACUUGGGUAAAUAAUGUUUAGUUUAGAAUGUGAUUAUUUAGCAACUCAAUUUAUGAUAGAAGUGAUCGACGCUCACAAUCCAUUCACAAAUAAAAUCAAUUAGAUUUUAAAUAUCAGUUUAA
This is a messenger RNA of Magnolia sinica, 1727 nucleotides long. Its product is annotated as purple acid phosphatase. Lineage: Eukaryota; Viridiplantae; Streptophyta; Magnoliopsida; Magnoliales; Magnoliaceae. The transcript is spliced from 8 exons. Gene Ontology annotation, molecular function: metal ion binding; acid phosphatase activity. The record is from RefSeq and is a predicted model, not a curated record. Bases 120 to 1514 code for a protein of 464 amino acids.